Molecule: messenger RNA, 1287 nt
Organism: Globicephala melas (long-finned pilot whale)
Lineage: Eukaryota; Metazoa; Chordata; Mammalia; Artiodactyla; Delphinidae
Source: RefSeq, a predicted model, not a curated record
AUGCGUCUCAUCCGAGCCAACAGCCACCUCCUGAAUCCACAGGAAUUGGCUGGGGCCAGGCCUACCACCCUGUCUACAGUGGAUCGGCUCGCAGCCGCCGUGGCAAUGAGGCCACUCACCUGCGCGGGCCACAUGCACACGCAGCCUGUGGUGGAUUUGGCCUUCAGUGGCGUCACGCCUUACGGCUUUUGCCUAAUCGGUGCUUGCAAAGAUGAUAAACCUAUGCUACGCCAGGGAGACACAGGAGACUGGACUGGAACAUUUCUGGGUCAUGAGGGUGCUGUUUGGGAUGUCACAUUAAAUAAGGACGCCACCACAGCAGCUACAGCAGCUGCAGAUUUCACAGCCAAAGCGUGGGAUGCUGUCUCAGGAGAUGAAUGGAUGACCCUGGCUCAUAAACACAUUGUCAAGCUGGAUUUUACGCAGGAUACUAAUUACUUGUUAACCGGGGGACAGGAUAAACUGUUAUGCAUAUAUGACUUGAACAAACCUGAGGCAGAACCUAAGGAAAUCAGGGGUCAUACCUCUGGUAUUAAAAAGGCUCUAUGGUGCAGCGAGGAUAAACAGAUCCUUUCAGCUGAUGACAAAACUGUUCGCCUUUGGGAUCAUGCUACUAUGACAGAAGUGAAAUCUCUAAAUUUUAAUAUGUCUGUUUGCAGUAUGGAAUACAUUCCUGAGGGAGAGAUCUUGGUAAUAACUUAUGGGCGAUCUACUGCUUUUCACAGUGCAGUAAGUUUGGACCCAAUUAAAUCUUUUGAAGCUCCUGCAACCAUCAAUUCUGCAUCUCUUCAUCCCGAGAAAGAAUUUCUUGUUGCAGGGGGUGAAGAUUUUAAACUUUGUAAGCAUGAUUAUAACAGUGGAGAAGAAUUAGAAUCCUACAAAGGACACUUGGGUCCCAUUCACUGUGUGAGGUUUAGUCCUGAUGGACAACUCGAUGCUAGUGGUUCUGAAGACGGAACACUGAGACUAUGGCAGACUGUGGUAGGAAAAACAUACGGCCUUUGGAAAUACGUGCUUCCUGAAGAAGACAGUGGUGAGCUGGCAGAGCCGAGGAUCAGUUUUCCAGAGACAGCGGAAGAGGAGCUAAAAGAAAUUGCUUCAGAGAAUUCUGAUGCCAUCUAUAGUGCAACUCCUGAAGUUAAGGCCUGAGCAUCAGGCAGAUGUACACAACUUAUGGACUAAAACAAACGGAGAAAAGCAUCAGCCUCCAGAGUUACUCUCUGCUUAAGGUAAACAUGAGCAGUAGACAAUGAGGAAUAUGAAUUAGCUCCAGUGCUGGAACUAACC